AUGUUGAAAACUGCGAUGAAACCAAAAACGAAGCGGACGACCACUCGGUCUCCCUUCGAACCCACCGCCAUGCAGCAUCGCGCGGAGGACGAAGACAUUGACAUGGAGGAUGAGACCAGCUCGGAUGAAUCAGAUAUUCCUGAAGCGGAUGAAGCCGAGAAGAAGCUCGAGCGCAUGCUCUUUGGCGACGACGAGGGCUUUAUGGGCGCAUUGAAGAGCCAGCAGGAUCGGGCGGAUGCCAUGGCUCUCACCUUGAAGAGCGAUGACGAGAGCGAAAGCGGCGACGAAGAGGCAACAGACGGAGAGGAGGGCGGUCUGGAAAACAUGGCCGAUGCAGAUCUCUUUUUCCUCGACUCGGGCACUGCACCUGUUUCCGCCGAUAUCAUUCCCUCCCCCGAGAUACCGUCCGAUGCAGAGGAGGAAGAUCAAGAAGAAACCGUUCCAGCUGUGUGGCAUGACAGCGAUGAUGAGCGACUCGCAGUCUCGCUCGCGAGCCAGUCUAGACUGCGGAAGCUGCGGGUGACGGAGUCGGAAGAUAUUGUUAGCGGCAAGGAAUACGUCCGUCGACUGCGCAGGCAAUUCGAGCGCCUGCACCCGAUGCCUGAGUGGGCGAAUCCCGAGCUGGCAGCGAGGCGGCGCAAGACGGAUUCAGAUGAUUCCGACGUUGGCAGCGGGGUGGAGAUGGAUACCGACGAUGAGGAGGAGCAAUUGUCCACGCAGCCUCUGGCUAAGUUGCUCCGGAAUGCCUCUGAUCUUACCCGGAUCGAGGACAAUAGCCACGCAGGCGGCAAGCGGAAGCUGCGCCAGGAGGUUAUUGAUAUCCAGCGCGUGAAAGACGUGGGCAAGACCCAGCCGUCCUCUAUCGACUCACUGACGUUCCACCCGCACUACCCCCUCUUGCUAUCUUCCGGGCCUGCAUCAACCCUGUUCCUGCACCACAUCUCCCCACAAGCACCAGCACCGAACCCGCUCCUGACCUCCCUGCACAUCAAACGCACACCAAUCCACACCUCUGCCUUCGCGCCUCCUACCGGCAACAAGAUCUUUGCCUCCGGUCGUCGGCGUUAUUUCCACAUCUGGGACCUGGACUCAGGCAAAGUCGAUAAAGUCAAUGGCUCGGCAGACCGGAAAGAAGAGCAAAAAUCCAUGGAGCGAUUCAAGCUAUCCCCCUGCGGACGGUACGUCGGCCUGGUUGGCACCUCGCGCAAAGGUGGCGGUCUCAUCAACGUCCUGGACGCGGGGACCGCACAAUGGAUCGCACAGGUGCGCGUUGAUGGACGCGGCGGCGUCGCGGACUUUGCAUGGUGGUCUGACGGCGAGGGUCUGACGGUUGCUAGCAAAAACGGUGAGGUAUCCGAAUGGGAUGGCCGACUGCGGCGGGUUGUGGCUCGUUGGCAGGAUGCCGGUGCCGUGGGCACCACUGUGCUCACCCUAGGUGGUCGCUCCGGCCGGACACAGCUUGGCGGUGAUCGAUGGGUGGCAAUUGGCAGUUCGAGCGGGAUCGUCAACGUCUACGACCGCCGGGAAUGGGCUGCUGCAUAUGCCGCCUCGGCCAAAGAUGACCAGCAGAAGCAGUCUGGGAUCCCACUCAACCCAACUCCCGUGCGCGCUCUGGACCAGCUCACUACUCCGAUCAGUCAUCUGGUAUUUGCACCAGACGGGCAGAUGAUGGUUAUGGCGAGCCGAUGGAAGCGGGACGCUCUGCGACUUGUUCACCUUCCAUCGUGUACAGUGUAUCGCAACUGGCCGACCUCCAACACGCCGCUAGGCCGCAUUUCCUCCGUGGCCAUCUCACCCAACUCGGAGCAGUUAGCUGUGGCUAAUGAGCAGGGGAAGAUUCGGAUGUGGGAGAUUCGGGGUUGA
Molecule: messenger RNA, 1863 nt
Organism: Penicillium lagena
Lineage: Eukaryota; Fungi; Ascomycota; Eurotiomycetes; Eurotiales; Aspergillaceae
Product: WD40 repeat domain-containing protein
Exons: 4
Coding region: 1-1863 (620 amino acids)
Biological process (GO): rRNA processing
Cellular component (GO): Pwp2p-containing subcomplex of 90S preribosome; small-subunit processome
Molecular function (GO): protein binding
Source: RefSeq, a predicted model, not a curated record